Molecule: messenger RNA, 2218 nt
Organism: Oppia nitens
Lineage: Eukaryota; Metazoa; Arthropoda; Arachnida; Sarcoptiformes; Oppiidae
Gene: CngB
Product: cyclic nucleotide-gated cation channel beta-3-like
Exons: 5
Coding region: 242-2218 (658 amino acids)
Biological process (GO): monoatomic cation transmembrane transport
Cellular component (GO): plasma membrane; intracellular cyclic nucleotide activated cation channel complex
Molecular function (GO): cGMP binding; protein-containing complex binding; intracellularly cAMP-activated cation channel activity
Source: RefSeq, a predicted model, not a curated record
UUGUGACCAACAAUUUUCAUCAGCGGCUGAAGACAACGAAUCGGAAGUUUUCGAUCCGGAACCGGUAGCCACAGACCACCAAACCGGUAGUCCGGCGCCGCUCAGUCCCACUCAUAAUGUUGUGAAACAAAUCAAAGGUUUGGCCGAAGCGCUGGCCAAACGCGGCGAAGAUGUCAAACGCCGUAUCAGCCAAACAGCCGUCCAGACGUCCAGCGGCGAGGAUACCGGACUCAGGGGUUCAAUGAUUUUCGAAGAGGAAUGGAUGCAAAACAUGGACAUCACUACUACUACUACUACCAACACUGGUUUUAGUUUACCAUUAAAAUGGAGAUCAUUGUUCGGUGAAUGUUGGUACAGGUGCCGGCACCGGGAGUUGGGUGCCUUUGAACCCCAGAGUACUAUCUAUAUUAGUUGGCUAUUUGUUGUCAGUUUAGUUUUCAUCUACAAUUCAUUCAGUAUAUUCCUCCGAAGUGUCUUUCCCAUUGAAAAUCAUAAUAAUAGAUAUAUAUUUUUUAUAAUCGACUACACCUGUGAUGCCAUUUAUCUAAUGGAUAUAAUAUGUUUCAAAAUGCGGUUGAAAUUCAUUACCGACGGCCAAUGGAUGGACGAACCGCGGCUCAUACGCCGUCACUAUUGCCGCCGCAGGCGUUUCGUUUACGAUACACUAGCACUGCUGCCCAUAGAUAUCCUAUUUUAUCUAUACUACGGUACCGAUUGGCCAGUAUUACGGCUGACCCGAUUGUUUCGGCUGAUAAAAGUCGGAACGUUUUGGGAAUUUUUCGCCCGCAUCGAUAUGGUUACCAAAUUUCCGUAUUUAAUCCGUAUUAUUCAUACACUAAUCUAUAAGAUAUUUCUAAUACAUUUGAGUUCGUGUGCCUAUUAUCUGAUGUCCUACUGGGAGGGCUUUGGAGCCACGCCCUGGACUUAUAAUAAUAAAGGAAAUGCCUAUUUGCGGUGCUUUUAUUUUGCAUUCCGUACGGCCACUUCAAUCGGUGGCCGUAUGCCUAAACCUAUCAACGAUAUCGAGCGUAUCUAUAUGAUAGUCAGCUGGCUUAUGGGUGUAUUUGUAUUUGCCCUCCUAAUCGGCCAGAUCAGGGACAUUGUAGCUACGGCUACCCAGAACCAGACCCGAUACAAAGAGUUUAUGAACAAAGCUGUCAGAUACAUGAGCAAUAUGGAUCUGCCAAAAUAUCUACAGAAGCGGGUACGCCUAUGGCUAACCUAUACAUGGAGUCAACAGAAAACUUUCGAUGAAACCAGUUUCCUGGGGUUUUUACCGCUGAAAAUGCAAACCGAUUUGGCCCUAUCCAUACACUACCAUACCCUGAGUCGGGUAGAGAUAUUUAAAAAUUGUGAACGAACAUUGCUCCGGGAUCUGGUACUCAAGUUCCGGUCGGUACUCUACUUGCCCGGUGAUUAUGUAUGCAAAAUUGGUGACAUUGGCCACGAAAUGUAUAUUGUCAAUACGGGACAGGUAUGCGUCAUGGAUCCGGGCGAUGAUAAGAAAAUCAUAGCUACACUAUGUGAGGGAUCGGUAUUCGGCGAGAUAUCCAUUCUAGGUAUACCCGGUUUCAACAAACGUACGGCCAAUGUCCGAUCGGUCGGCUAUUCCUAUCUGUUUGUAUUAAGCAAAUCGGAUCUAAUGGACACUCUGAAAGACUAUCCGGAAUACAAAGAAAAUCUGAUGCAAAGGGUUCGCAAACUAAUGAAAUGUCGGGAAACUGUCGACGAAAAGACGAAAACUAUGGAUCAAAUUGAUGUCGAAUGUGUAGUCAAUAUGCCGGCGCCGCCGCACCUGAAAAGGCCGUCCACACCCAGACUAGUGCACACAGUUAUGCAAAUGAUGUCCUCCUCAUCGGCGACGGCCGCAACAUCCGCAUCGGCACCCGUAUCGGCCCGAAUCGGUCAACUAUUAAGUCGUGGUUCGCGAUCAUCGCAUUCAUCAGUAUCGAUGCCACCGUUGUUGGCCACCAACACCACCACUACCGCUGCCGCCGCCGCCGCGACAGUCGCUGCCAAUCAAUUUCAAGACAAUCCAUCCAUUAUUAUUGACAAUACCGUCGAUGCCAUCGAUACCACCACCACUACUACCACUACUGUUGUCGAUAUCAGUGAAGUCGAGGCCAUCGAUGGUAUUGUCAAUAAUACUGAUUUUUUUGAUGAUAACAAAUCACUGGUUGAUAAUACACUAAUUAAUGAUAUUAUUUAUGAUGUAUAG